Molecule: messenger RNA, 1050 nt
Organism: Letharia columbiana
Lineage: Eukaryota; Fungi; Ascomycota; Lecanoromycetes; Lecanorales; Parmeliaceae
Exons: 6
Coding region: 1-1050 (349 amino acids)
Cellular component (GO): nucleolus; small-subunit processome
Molecular function (GO): RNA binding
Source: RefSeq, a predicted model, not a curated record
AUGCCUUCGACGCACAAAAGGGAUAAACCCUGGGAUAACGAUGAUACCUUGGACAGAUGGAAGCAAGACCCUUUCACCCCCACAGACAAUACAGCGGGCGCAUUCACUGAAGAAUCCAGCUUCGCUACUCUUUUUCCAAAGUAUAGGGAGCUGUAUUUGAAAGAAGCAUGGCCUCUCGUUACCCGGGCUUUGGCAACCCACCACAUCGCCUGUACUCUUGACCUAAUCGAGGGGAGCAUGUCCGUGAAGACAACCCGAAAGACCUACGACCCCGCUUCAAUCCUCAACGCUCGAGACCUCAUAAAACUCCUCUCCCGCAGUGUUCCUGCUCCUCAGGCCAUCAAAAUCCUUGAAGAUGGUGUCGCCGCGGAUAUAAUCAAAAUCCGCAACCAGGUGGCUAACAAGGAGCGCUUCAUUAAGCGACGGCAGCGCAUAUUGGGGCCGCAGGGUUCUACCUUGAAGGCUCUGGAGCUGUUGACGGGGUGCUAUAUACUCGUACAAGGCAAUACGGUCAGCGCAAUGGGUAGUUUCAAGGGUUUAAAGGAGGUUCGGAGAGUGGUGGAAGAUUGCAUGGCAAACAUCCAUCCAAUCUACCAUGUAAAGGAAUUGAUGAUCAAGAGAGAAUUGAUGAAGGAUCCUGAUCUAAAAAACGAGAACUGGGAACGGUUCCUACCCCACUUCAAGAAAAGAACCUUGAGCAAGAGAAAGAAGCCUCUAAAGAUUACGGAUAAGAGCAAAAAGCCAUACACACCAUUUCCGCCGCCUCAGGAGAAGAGUAAGGUUGACCUGCAAAUCGAGAGUGGAGAAUACUUUUUGGGCAAGCAAGCCAUGGAAAGGGCGGCGAAGGAAAGAAGGGAAGAACAGCAACGGGAAAAACAAACCGAGAAAGAAAUGGUGAGGCAGAAGGAAUUCGUGCCGCCGCAAGAGAAUGGUACGACCUCGUCAAAAAAGGAGAAGAAGAGAAAGCAUAAGGAAGAAGAUCAGGUAGAGGGUACCAAAAAGAAGAACAAGAAGCAGAAGCGAAUUGCGAAGGAUGAAGUACAGGCUUGA